Phanerochaete carnosa HHB-10118-sp is the source of this 798-nucleotide messenger RNA. RefSeq lists its product as uncharacterized. The record is from RefSeq and is a predicted model, not a curated record. The transcript has a single exon. NCBI's taxonomy places the organism in Eukaryota, Fungi, Basidiomycota, Agaricomycetes, Polyporales, Phanerochaetaceae. Bases 1 to 798 code for a protein of 265 amino acids.
AUGUCAGACUACGUCGCUCAAACCCAGCAACAGCUUGCAGCCAAGCUGGCAAUCUCACGCCACACUGGGCUGUCAUACCUCGCUAAUAGGCGAAACAUCGAGGCGCCUUGGUACGCGGAAAUGUUGCAUAGGAUUAACACUGUGCUGUCAGGUGUACCCUGCACAAUCAUCGCUCCUCAGCUACCCGUGAACUUAAUGGUGGAGCUGGACGCAGGCGGAGAUGUAGAGAUGGCUGGCGAGGGCGAUGACGGCGACGAUGCCGCCGUGCAAGACCCGGAUGCCAGCAUGGAGACCAUUGGCAUUCCAGUGAAUGAAGAAAAGGUUCCCGACUUCUGCAUCAUCGCCGGCGACUGCAGGCCGGACGACGCCGACGACGGUCGACUCAAGGCCUACUUCUUGGGUCAUAAAAUCAAGAAGAGUCGGGUGGUCGCCAUAGUAGAAUGCAAGCGGCGCCCCAAGAGACGCCAGCCAGCGCAAGAAUUCGAGCCCAAACUUCUCGACCACUUGGCCACCGGGGAAACGCAGGCAGAAGAUCAAGGCGCCCUCCUUCUCGACGCUGAUCGAAGCGUGAAGGAGGUUUAUCUCAUCGCCUCUAGCGGACACUAUUGGAGACUCACCCUUCUAACCCGCGAUAACGUUCCCCGAGAAGCAGGAGGCCCGAACGCCACAUACGUCGACGCUCCGCGGAAGCUGCGGUGGUCUAAGAUAUACGAGAUGGGUACUCCUGGGUCCGACCGAAAGCUGGCCUCGUUGAGGAAGAACAUCAAGGCGAUGCAGGAAGCGUUAUGCCGGGAGUGA